This is a messenger RNA of Emiliania huxleyi CCMP1516, 195 nucleotides long. RefSeq lists its product as hypothetical. The transcript has 2 exons. Lineage: Eukaryota; Haptophyta; Isochrysidales; Noelaerhabdaceae. Bases 1 to 195 code for a protein of 64 amino acids. The record is from RefSeq and is a predicted model, not a curated record.
AUGGACGUCGAGGGCCACGAGUACGCGGUCAUCCAGGGCGCCGAGCGCUUCUUCACCACCGGAAACAGGCCGCUCGUCGUGUACGCCGAGGUCUUCCAGCUCGGCGCAAACAAAGCCCCCUUCUUUGCCAAAUUGAAGGAGUGGGGCUAUGUCACCAAAAAUGGGAUGGACGACAACGACGCGCUGCUCAUGUAG